This is a messenger RNA of Dipodomys ordii (Ord's kangaroo rat), 6525 nucleotides long. RefSeq names its product tau tubulin kinase 2 (gene Ttbk2). Lineage: Eukaryota; Metazoa; Chordata; Mammalia; Rodentia; Heteromyidae. The record is from RefSeq and is a predicted model, not a curated record. The coding region runs from base 462 to 4190 and encodes 1242 amino acids. Gene Ontology annotation, cellular component: ciliary basal body; cytoplasm; nucleus. Gene Ontology annotation, biological process: signal transduction; cilium assembly; peptidyl-serine phosphorylation. The transcript is spliced from 16 exons. Gene Ontology annotation, molecular function: protein serine/threonine kinase activity; ATP binding.
AGAAUAACGUCGGGUCGGGUCAGCGGGCGCUGCAGUAGUCGCCGCAGCGGCGAUGGGAGCGGUGGGGACGAGGCGGCGGCGGCGGCAGGAGGAGGAGGAAGAGGAGGAGGAGCAGAGGCUGACACAAGAGCAGCGGCCGGGGGCGGCCUGCAGCAGCCCCAGCAGCAGCAGCGGCGGCAGGAACGGCAGCAGCAGCCGCCGCCGCCACCGCCAGUAGACGCGGACCGUACCCGAGGGGACUCGGCGGCCGGCCGGCCCUCGGAAGCCGCGCUCGGGUCCCGCCGCAGUGGGCGGCGGGGGAUGGGCAGGCGGCGGCGGCGCUCCCGCCUGCCGAGGGGCGUCCCCUGAGGGCCCGGGCCCUCCACCCCAAAUCUCUACGUCCGCCGCGGCCCAGGUUAAAUGGAAACCACCAUUGAGAGCUAGAUGCCUGUGUAGCUAUUUUACCACAUCAGUGUUCUGCAAUGAGUGGGGGAGGAGAGCAGCCAGAUAUCCUCAGUGUUGGAAUCCUGGUCAAAGAAAGAUGGAAAGUGUUGAGAAAGAUUGGGGGUGGGGGCUUUGGAGAAAUUUACGAUGCCUUGGACAUGCUCACCAGGGAAAAUGUGGCACUGAAAGUGGAAUCAGCUCAACAACCAAAACAAGUUCUGAAAAUGGAGGUUGCUGUUUUGAAAAAACUACAAGGGAAAGACCAUGUUUGUAGAUUUAUUGGCUGUGGGAGGAAUGAUCGAUUCAACUAUGUGGUCAUGCAGUUGCAGGGUCGGAAUCUGGCAGAUCUUCGCCGUAGCCAAUCUCGGGGCACAUUCACCAUUAGCACUACUCUUCGGUUGGGGAAACAGAUUCUGGAGUCUAUUGAAAGCAUCCAUUCUGUGGGAUUUCUGCACCGAGACAUCAAACCGUCCAACUUUGCCAUGGGUCGCUUUCCUAGCACAUGUAGGAAAUGUUUUAUGCUUGAUUUUGGCUUGGCUCGACAAUUUACCAACUCCUGUGGUGACGUCAGACCACCCCGAGCUGUGGCAGGCUUUCGAGGGACAGUUCGUUACGCAUCCAUCAAUGCUCAUCGUAACAGGGAAAUGGGAAGACAUGAUGACCUUUGGUCCUUAUUCUACAUGUUGGUGGAGUUUGUGGUUGGUCAGCUGCCUUGGAGAAAAAUAAAAGACAAGGAACAAGUAGGCUCUAUUAAGGAGAGGUAUGACCAUCGGCUCAUGCUGAAACAUCUUCCUCCAGAAUUCAGCGUCUUUCUGGACCAUAUCUCCUCUUUGGAUUAUUUUACAAAACCAGAUUACCAGCUUCUUACAUCCGUGUUUGACAACAGCAUCAAGACCUUUGGAGUCAUUGAGAGUGACCCUUUUGAUUGGGAGAAGACUGGGACUGAUGGCUCCCUGACCACCACCACCACCUCCACCACGCCUCAGUUACACACCCGCCUGACCCCUGCUGCCAUCGGAAUUGCCAAUGCCACUCCCAUCCCUGGAGACUUGCUUCGAGAAAAUACAGAUGAAGUAUUUCCAGAUGAACAGCUUAGUGAUGGGGAGAAUGGCAUACCUGUUGGUGUAUCACCAGAUAAAUUGCCUGGGUCUCUGGGCCACCCUGGUCCUCAGGAGAAGGAUGUCUGGGAGGAGAUGGAUGCCAACAAGAACAAGAUAAAGCUUGGAAUCUGUAAGGCUGCUACUGAAGAAGAGAACAGCCAUGGUCACGCCAAUGGUGUUCUCAAUGCACCAAGCCUUGGUUCACCAAUUCGUGUACGGUCAGAGAUUACUCAGCCAGACAGGGAUGUGCCAUUGGUACGAAAGUUACGUUCCAUCCACAGCUUUGAGCUAGAGAAACGCCUGACACUAGAGCCAAAGCCAGACACUGACAAGUUUCUGGAAACCUGCUUGGAAAAAAUGCAGAAAGAUUCCAGUGCAGGAAAGGACUCUCUUCUCCCAGCUCUGCUUCAUAAGCCUUGUGUUCCUGGUGUGCCCCGUGCUGAUCACAUCUGGCACUAUGAUGAAGAGUAUCUUCCGGAUGCCUCCAAGCCUGCCUCUGCCAACACCCCUGAGCAGGUGGAUGGAGGCGGCAGCAAUGGAUUUAUAGCUGUCAACCUGAGCUCUUGCAAGCAGGAGGUCGAUUCCAAAGAGUGGGUGAUUGUGGACAAGGAACAAGACCUUCAGGAUUUCAGGAUAAAUGAGGCUUUAGGCCAUAAAACAACUGGAAGCCCUUCUGAUGAGGAGCCUGAAGUGCUUCAGGUUUUGGAGGAAACACCUCAAGAAGAAAAGCUCCAAGUCGGUCCUUGGGCGGAAAGUAAUCCUUUAAGGAAGGAAACCUCAGGUGUGGUCUUAGUUCUUUCUGUGGAUUGCCCCGCUGCUUCAGAACCAUACACAGAUAGGCUGGACCUCCAGACCGGAGCCGGUCAGUUCACUGCAGUGACACCCACGAGUCCCAUGGAGGCACAAGCAGAAGGACCCCUCACGGCGAUUACAAUUCCUAGACCUUCUGUGGCAUCAACACAGUCAACUUCAGGAAGCUUUCACUAUGGUCAGCAGCCAGAGAAAAAAGAUCUGCAGCCCAUGGAGCCCUCUGUGGAACUCUAUUCUCCAAGGGAGAACUUCUCUGGCUUGGUCGUGACAGAGGGUGAAGCCCCCAGUGGAGGAAGCAGAGCAGAUUUGGGACUGCAGAUAGAUCACACUACUAACGACAUGCUACCCAAUGUUCGAGACAGUGACAGAUCUCAAGACCUGGGACCAAAAGACCUUCCUGACCAUAAUGAACUGAUUGGGAAAGAAUCUGAGACUCUCCCUGGAGAAGCUGAAGAGAAAAGCAUUCUUCUAGGGUCUGAUAACGAAGAGGAAAAGUUAAGUAAAGGGCAGCAGUGUGUUGCGAUUGCUUUCCUAGGGGAUUUGGCAACUGGGGAAAGGGAUCAUUCAGCUACUAUUGAACCUCUUGAUGUGACAAAGAUACAGACUUUUAGUGUAGUGCCAAAUCAAGACAAAAAUCAUGAAAUAAUGAAGCUUCUGGCAAUUGGAACUUCAGAAAUUUCUCCUAGAGUCAUUGACCCACAUGCUGAAGGACAGAUGGGCCAGGUGGCCGCAGUGCAGAAGUGCAAGCUGUCUAAGGAUCAGGACAUCAAGAGUGAAGAUUUCCCUAGGCACCAGGGAGACCUGUCUACUUUCUUGCGCCCCGAGGGUAAGAAAGAGAAAAUUGCCCCUAGAAAUGGAGAACUCUAUCAUUGUGUUUCUGAGAAUGAGAAUGAACACAGUCCCCCACCCCGGAAGGAUGUGGUUAGGUCAUCUUUUAUAACUAGACAUAGCCGCAUCCCUAUUUUAGCACAAGAAAUAGACUCCACGCUUGAAUCAUCUUCUGUAGUGUCUGCAAAAGAAAAGCUCCUCCAGAAGAAAGCUUAUCAACCAGACCUAGUGAAACUUCUGGUAGAGAAAAGGCAAUUCAAGUCCUUCCUGGGUGACCUCUCAAGUGCCUCUGAUAAGUUGCUGGAGGAGAAGCUAGCUGCGGUUCCUGUGCCCUUUUCUGAGGAGGAGGUCUGCACUCCCUUUUCCAGACUGGCAGUGGAUUCUCACUUGAGUAGGUCAGCGGAAGACAGCUUUCUGUCUCCCAUCAUCUCCCAGUCUAGAAAGAGCAAGAUUCCAAGGCCAGUUUCCUGGGUGAACACUGAUCAGGUCACUAGUUCAGCGUCAUCUCAGUUCUUGCCUCGACCACCACCAGGAAAGCCACCUACAAGGCCCGGAGUAGAAGCCAGGUUACGCAGAUAUAAAGUCCUAGGGAGUAGUAACUCUGACUCAGAUCUCUUCUCCCGCCUGGCCCAAAUUCUUCAAAAUGGAUCUCAGAAGCCCCGAAGCACUGCUCAAUGCAAGAGCCCCGGUUCUCCUCACAACCCCAAAACACCGCCCAAGAGCCCAGUUGUCCCCCGAAGGAGUCCCAGCGCCUCUCCUCGGAGCUCAUCCUUGCCUCGCACAUCUAGUUCCUCACCGUCUAGGUCUGGACGGCCCCACCAUGACCAGAGGAGUUCAUCCCCACAUCUGGGGAGAAGCAAGUCACCUCCCAGCCACUCGGGGUCCUCCUCCUCCAGGAGGUCCUGCCAACAGGAGCACUGCAAGCCCAGCAGGAACGGCCCAAAAGGAUCCAGCAGCCUCCACCACCACGCCGCCAGCACGAAAACCCCCCCAGGGAAGAGCAAGCCCGCCAGCAAACUCAGCAGAUAGGAGCCACGCUACAGCUCUGGGACAGGGUCACAGAUGGUGAAAUUCCUUUUCUAUUGUGUGCCUCCCGUACACGUAGGCCUUGCCAUCUUCAUUUUCUGAAAACACGUACUUGGCUCGUAACAGCUCAGAUUGUCCAUGCCUUCCUUCCCUGUAUAAAACGUGAGGGCUGGUAGUCUUUAACAAGCCAAGAUGAGAUGUUUAAUUUCCAUCCUACAAAGACUUUAAUAGGGGAAAAAAUGACUGGGACAUGCUUGUGUUACUGGUUCAAAGAUUCAUCAUGAGCGACAACAGAGUGCUGUCCUUAAGGUUAGAGUCACUCGGUGGGGAUAGUAAUCACGGGUCUGACAUCAACUGAUUCUGAAAACAUUUCCUAAAGAUUAUUUUCCUCUUUAUAUCACUUACUUGGAGGAGUAGAACAGGGUUGAGGGAAUCAGAUAUAACUUAGAAAUCCUUUUUGUUUUUCUGUUAAAUUAACACACUGACCUCUGUAGUCAGAAACGUGCUCAUCAUAACGGACAGAGAAACUGCUGAGGCCACCGCUGUGCACUGUGAGACUGUCCACCUCGCCGCCGGUACUCAGAACCGAGGCGAGGACCACACCGUGGCUACUGGAUGUUUUCUUUGCUAGUUCAUUCCUCCCAACCUUUCCAUGUAUGGCCUCCCUUUCCAAGUGACAUUAACAAAACUCACCAAGAGCCAGAGGUCAUUUCAUUCUGUGAGAAUCUUUUAUUUUGCAUGUAGGGAAGAAAAGUUAACCAAAGAUAUUUCUGCUCUGAUACUUUUAAAAUAAAAUAGAACUUACUAUAUCUUAUGGAUCAAUAGGUCAUUUCUAAGUAAUGUCAUUAUAUAAAGAGAUUUACCUUAUAGUUUUGAAAAGUAUAGUUUGUGCUUUUGGAUAUUACGUGUCUCUCAGGCUGAAAAUAGAAGUUGGAAGCAACUUCUAUUUUUGAGAAAAUAGAAACAAGCACUUUGGUAAAGAUUUUUGUCUUUAUUUUAUUGUAAAAUAUGAUGCAGAGAACAGUUGUUUUUUUAGAUUUUUUUUACUGUUUAUUUUUGGGGGUUUAGUGAUGGCAUAUUUUAGAUUCAGUCAUGCUUUAUUCACAUACACUUAAGCCAAUUUGAUUAUUUUAUUUCAUGGCCAUUAGCAAAAAUCAAGCCAAACUAUACUGAAAUCAGGCUGGGGCAAGGUCAACAAGAACCUCCUGAUUUUUCCUGUGGAAACCUAAACAGGCUUACCUGGUUACAUUUGCCCUGCUUUUUUCUGUACUAGCCUGCAAUGGGAUUACCUGGGUGGAGCAGAAAAUGGAAAUGCUUUUUAGCUAGUGUUCCCCCUGCAUUAAGCUUCUAUAUAGCUCCUUGGUCUAUGAAUUGGUUGAAAGACUUAAACCCCACCUAGCAAUCUUGCACAGCUUAAGGGUAAAUAACUUGAAACAGGAUUGUGGACAAAGAAGAAAAAUAGCAUCCUAUCUCAUUCAAAGGGAGACGACUACAUGUCAUCUUAAACCCUAGACUGGCAGGCAUGUUCACUGGUUGGCUGUGGUGAGAUAGAUUUCCUAUUUUUUAAGCUGUAAGUUACGUAGUGAAUUUUUUUUUCUUGGUAAAAAUUGCUGAGCUAAUCGAGCCCUAAAUAAGUAGCAACAAGGAAAUUGUUAUGACCCCCUGUCGUCAUCAUCCACUUUCCAUGACCCUUGCUAGCUUACUUCCCUGCUGCCCUGCUGCAUACUAGGUGGCUAUUGGAGAUGGGCAAUUCCUCUCUAUUUGAUCCCAGCCUGGGCUGGGGACUGAGUAAGCAUCAGAGAUUCCUUCCUGGCCACAGAUUCCUACACACGAUGUAGUAACAUCGACUUCACAAGGAAAAAAGCGUACAGUGGUGUAUGUGUUAGGAACUCAGAGACGGAUAUGCAGAACCAGAAGGAGGUUUUGUUUUUUGUUGGUUUUUCCAUGCAGUACCUUAGGAUGUAAAAGAGAUUUUUUCCCCCAAGAGCAAACUACUAUAUUCCUAACCUAAUGGAGGACUUGAUGAUAGAAGAAACAGCAUUUUGAGUUUUAGUGGCUAAGUAAGGAAAGAACAAAUAAAUGCAUCUUCUCUGGCUAUUUGAAAAUACAUUUGUUUAUAUAAUCUAAUUUAGCUUUUUUUAAUAUUUAAAAAACUUCUUGUAUUCCUUUAUGUCUACCAAAACAUGGCACUUAUUCUGUCAUGUUUUUAUAGUGUAGAAUUGUUUGCAUUCACUUAUUUAAAAUCUGCCAUUUCAGUUUUAUACAUUGUAUCACCUGUGUGUUAGAACUUUUUGCUUCUGGGAGGAAAGUACCUAUGUCACUAAGUCAAUAACAUGGC